Molecule: messenger RNA, 1902 nt
Organism: Dioscorea cayenensis subsp. rotundata (Guinea yam)
Lineage: Eukaryota; Viridiplantae; Streptophyta; Magnoliopsida; Dioscoreales; Dioscoreaceae
Product: receptor-like serine/threonine-protein kinase At3g01300
Exons: 6
Coding region: 182-1639 (485 amino acids)
Biological process (GO): protein phosphorylation
Molecular function (GO): ATP binding; protein kinase activity
Source: RefSeq, a predicted model, not a curated record
UAUCUCUCUCUCGCUCUCUGAAUGAUCUCGGGCCGCCGUUGAAGGUCUCGACGAAGCUCCGGCCAUGGUUCUCCGAUAGCUAGGGCUUCUGGAAGCGCUGCCUGCUUCUUCUGAUCUGAUUUAGGGAUUAAAGUUUGGUUUUUUUGGGUAUGGAGCUCUGAAGUUUAGGGUUUUGGGAGAUAUGGGCCUGGGGUUGGAGAUAGUGAAGGUCGAGGAGUGGGAUGGUGUUGGGGAGUUGAAAGGGAAGGAGAAAGCGAAGAAGAAGAAGAAGAAGCAGGAGGAGGGAGAUAGGGUGACGAAGAGUUGCUGGGUUAGGUUUUGUUUAGCUUGUACCUGUGUCUCGGCAUCGAAGGUGGAUUCCUCAAUCAGUGGCGCCAGCGCGCAUUAUGCAGAAAGUAAAGCAACAAAUGAUGAUAGCAGGGACCAGCCUGUUGUUCCCAUUGUCUCGGGUUCUACUACUGCUAGUAAUUCUGAAAGCAAUGUAUCUACUCCCAAGGUGACUGAAGAAUUGAAACUUGCAUCUCAGCUCCGAAAAUUUAAUUUCAAUGACCUUAAGGCUGCCACAAGAAACUUUAGACCAGAGAGCCUCCUGGGAGAGGGAGGCUUUGGCUGUGUUUUCAAGGGUUGGAUAGAGGAGAAUGGAACUGCUCCUGUGAAACCUGGUACGGGACUCACUGUUGCUGUCAAAACUCUCAACCAUGACGGUCUUCAAGGACAUAAAGAGUGGCUGGCAGAAGUCACAUUUCUUGGUGAUCUUAUCCACCCAAAUUUGGUUAAGCUCAUCGGCUAUUGCAUUGAAGAUGAUCAGAGGCUGCUCGUGUAUGAGUUCAUGCCUCGUGGAAGUUUAGAGAAUCAUCUUUUUAGAAGAUCCCUACCUCUGCCGUGGUCAACCAGAAUGAAGAUCGCACUUGGUGCCGCGAAGGGCCUGGCAUUUCUUCAUGAAGAAGCUGAAAGACCAGUUAUAUAUCGAGAUUUCAAGACAUCUAAUAUCUUGUUAGAUGCGGAUUACAAUGCCAAGCUCUCCGACUUUGGACUUGCUAAAGACGGUCCUGAGGGAGAUAAAACUCACGUGUCCACAAGAGUCAUGGGAACCUAUGGAUAUGCAGCUCCGGAGUAUGUCAUGACAGGGCAUCUGACGUCAAAGAGUGAUGUCUACAGCUUUGGAGUAGUUCUACUCGAAAUGCUGACAGGUCGAAGAUCCAUGGACAAGAAACGACCAAAUGGGGAGCACAACCUGGUAGAAUGGGCUCGUCCUCACCUUGGAGAAAGGCGGCGCUUUUACAGGCUUGUGGAUCCUCGCCUGGAGGGUCACUUCUCCAUCAAAGGUGCCCAAAAGGCAGCUCAAUUGGCACACCACUGCCUCAGCCGUGAUCCAAAAGCCAGGCCUCUGAUGAGUGAAGUAGUGGAAGUCCUCAAGCCAUUGCUCAACCUAAAGGACAUGGCUAGCUCAUCAUACUACUUUCAGUCGAUGCAAGCAGAGCGUGUUGCUGCCAGCAACAGCCAAAAUGCCCGAAACGGCCUGAAAACAAAUGGUUCGUUCGGCAAGAAUGGACAACCGAUAAGGAGUCUCUCAAAUGGUGCUUCACAUGCAUCUCCCUAUAACCAGCAGUCUCCAAAGGUCAAUGGUAAGCACCCGUGACCGUUGGCACAUCGUUGUAGCAUGUGAUGUGAUCCUCAUUGUCAGUUAGUGCAUCAGGGCUUUCUGCUUAUGGUAGUAUUGUGGAUGAACCGGGGAGGGAAGUUGUUGAUUACUAAUUAUUUGGAAGUCGUAACUCCUUUUCAAAAUUUCAGUUGCUUGAUGUCAGAGUGAUUAAUGAGCCAUGAUCCUCUGUUUUCUCAUGCCUGCUAUUUGUAAUAUGUGACAUGCUUGAUGUAAUUUGAAAGCAAGUUCCAUUCAAAUCA